GUGUCGCGAUUCGCCGCUGAUACGAGUCGCAGCGGGGCGGUAAGCUGGACCGAAAUGGACGCAAUUGGAUGAGGGAAGAGGCCCGUGGACACGGCGAUGGCGUAGUCGUCCACGAAGCGGUCGAAGUCCACCGUGACCGUCACCGUCGCCGUCGCGUUCGGCCGCGUGUCUGCGUGAGAAUGGCGGGUCGCGACCCGGACAACCUGAUGAUGAGCGACGACGAGAGCUUCGACUACCUGUUCAAGAUCGUGCUGAUCGGCGACUGCGGCACGGGCAAAACCUGCGUGGUGCAGCGCUUCAGGUCCGGCACGUUCGUCGAGCGCCACGGCAACACCAUCGGCGUCGACUUCACCAUGAAGACCGUGCUCAUAGACGGCAAGCGGGUCAAGCUCCAAAUAUGGGAUACUGCAGGGCAGGAAAGAUUUCGAACAAUAACUCAGAGUUACUAUAGAUCUGCAAAUGGGGUAAUUGUAGUUUACGAUAUCACGAAGCGUUCGACAUUCCUGAGCUUACAACGUUGGGUGGAGGAAGUCCGGAGGUACUCAUCGUCACAUGUGUUACUGGUAUUAGUUGGUAAUAAAUGUGACUUGGAAGAUUUGCGCGAGGUAAAGGAAGUAGAGGCUGAAGCUUUAUGCCAAUACCUGCCUGAAGUUUUGCACGUAGUGGAGACCUCAGCCAAAGAUAACACAAACAUAGAUUCCGUCUUUUUCUAUUUGGCGUCGGAACUUAAGAGACGACAUGAUAAUCGCCAGAUUAGCGCGAGCGAGGAUGAAGUGGUGAAGCUCGGCGUCGGUCGAGAUUUAUCUUCUUGUUCGGGCUGCUCGUUUAAGAUAUCGUAAAUCGUUUGAUAUUUUUUUCUUCGGUACGCUAUUUUCGGAUAACCGAAAUUUUCUGAGUGUCCAGCGAUAAGAUAAAAGGCAGUCAACGAACGUGGUAUCGCGUGUAAUUUCUUCUGUAUCCUAAGUCCACCCUUUUGAAGAUUUUAUUGUUCUUAAGGUGGUAAUCGAAGAGUUAGAAAUUGAUACGCGAUGCAAAGGAUUUAUUUAAAGCAUGGUAGUGUAUUAACUUUUUACAAAAAUCUCACUGCCUUUUAAUCUUAGUGUAGUGCGGUACAAAUUGAUAUCUUCAAAAUGCGCGAACAAUAUGUGCCGACGGCGUGAUUCUGCAAUAUCAGUACAGUAGGAAGGUAUUUAGGUGCCAAAUUCAAGAUAUUAUUUUUCCAUCCGUACAGAAUGGAACGGCAUCCGUUAUUCGAAUUUCGAGAAAUAUGAAUCUCAUGAUAAAAGAUCUAAUCGUUAAGAUAGGGUGGCUCAUUUCUGUUCCAAAAGUUCACUGUUUUAGGAAGAGGAACAUUUGUAUAUUUUUAUACACGAUUUAAUAAAAACGCACAUAUGUGUACGUAUAUAUACACACACACAUAUACACUUAUGCAUGCGUACAUACACGCAUUGACACUCCACGAAACUGCAGCGACCUGAAGAGAGUAUUCUAGUGCCUUAAAAUGUCACACGUUUUCAACUCAAACGCAUGGACAUCCGCGUAAUCAAGUAGUUUACAAAGGAUUCGAAUUGUGAGUGGUAACUUAAUGUUUUUUUUAAUUUAUUUUAUUUAUUUGUACGAAUGUUGUUACGGCGAAUGUGAAGUGUUUGGCCUCGCCAAGCACCCACCUAGAAGCUGUAAAUACUAAUCCACAAUCAUGUUCUUAAUGUGCAUUGUCCACUAAAAGCGAGUGUCUGAUUCUUAGUCUUUGUUAAAUUUUAAGAACACAAUUCAGACAACUGCAUUUAGUGUUAAAAGUACAAUGGGAAUGAGUAGAUUUGUAGAGCGCGUUUCAUUUAAGCAAACGCAUGUUAUUUAUGAACAAAUAGAUAUAACGAAUCUCUAUUACUCGUUAUAUAUAAAUUGUAAUAUAUUUUUUUAUACUUAUGUUGCAUGUAAGCGUGUAUUGUUCUCCAAAUAUUCGAGUGCGAAUUAUAUUUUUGAUAAAAGCAUCGAUACGUAAACACCUUGUGCAUACAGUUAAAAUGUGUUCAUCGCGAAUCAAGAUCUUGACAAAUUUACAAACGCAUCUCGGUGCACUUUUCGAAAACAUAUAUUUCCGAGUGAAAAGUAUUAAAAAAUAGAUAUUGGCUGCCAUUGCCAGUUUCGUUAUUAAUGAAUAAAUCUAAUUAUAUACGACCUAUCUGAACUGUACAAAAAAAGGAUGUUGUGUGAAACAUGAAUUUACAUGGCACUUUGAAUACUGCAACGUGCCGAAUAUACAAGGUAAUACUGUCUCAUAAAAUUGAUCAAAUGUUUCGAAAUUAAGGCCGGUAUUUAUUGCCAGAUCUUAUAUUCAAGACUGUCUUGAAUUUAUCUAAAGAUGCUGCAUGGAACAUUUUAUUGGCUAUGGAGUGUCUAAAGAUGAUUUUAAGACGGUCCUGCAUAUAAGAUCUGGCUAUGAAUGCCGGUCUAAUUAUUUAGAAGCUUAUUGUUAAUACAUUUUUUAUCUACAUAUACGUAUACAUGUACAAAUAUUAACAAAAAUUGCUGUUUUAUUAACUUCAUGUUCUUCUCGUAAUGAAAAAACUUGUAAGAUUUUUUAAAAAUUUGAUUGAUUUUGCAAGUAACUGUACCAUACAAAUUAAAAAUACUUGUGUACUAUAUAGGGUGUUAAAAAAGGUUCAGGACUUAAGAGAGCAUAUAGUACUCGUGUAAAUAGAUCGAGAAAUUAAUAAUUUCGAAAUUAUAAACAGCCGGGAGUUUUGAAAUGGUUUGCAAUUCUGUAGUACGAAAGAUGUGUGUAAAUGAGAGGUGGACAUGUAGAAAAUCUUUUAUAAACAAGUUAAAAAAUCUAGUUUUCUUUUAAAUAAAAAAAAGAAAAGAAUUCUUUUCUUCUUCUUCUGGAAUUUACUUUAACUAAAAUAAGGAAUUGUUUAUAAUACCGAAAAGAUGAAUUUUUCAAUUUAUGUUUAUUGGAAUUUUCUUGCUCCAUUUCACGAGUACCAUCUGCCCUCUUAAAGUCCCUUUUUAAAUCCUAUAUGUAUAUGUAUGUAUACAUAUACAUGUAGAUAGUUGAAAAACAUCUUUCAACUAAAAUACGUGGUACGUAGCGUGAUGAUUUUGUUAGUUAAUGACGAGCUCAUGUAUCGAGUUUCAAUAUAUUUGAUUGUUGAGAUACCAAACGAUAAUAAAAAUUACUUAUUACAUAUCUCAAGCACGCACAUAGAAAACUGUUUCGGCUUUGCGUCAGUAUAAAUUAAGGUGAUUUAUAUUGAAAUAAUCUAAUGAACACGUUAAAAAAUUUAUUACAGGAACUGCAAAAAGACUAUAAUCGCCUUUUCAUAGAUGAAUUUUUGUGACUAGAGUCGAUUUGUUUAUAUAAAUAUUCAUUCAUACGUAAGUACUAUUACGCGGCUACGCAGUAUUGUAUAAUUAUUCAAACAAUUGUUUAUUUCGUCAUGAACAAAUGUGCUAUACAUGGGUAGCAUAUGUACAAUGCAAAUAACAUUAAAGGUUCACAAAAUGCUGGUUGAUAAUA
Molecule: messenger RNA, 3520 nt
Organism: Vollenhovia emeryi
Lineage: Eukaryota; Metazoa; Arthropoda; Insecta; Hymenoptera; Formicidae
Gene: Rab19
Product: putative Rab-43-like protein ENSP00000330714
Exons: 5
Coding region: 69-839 (256 amino acids)
Biological process (GO): regulation of exocytosis; protein secretion
Molecular function (GO): GTP binding; GTPase activity
Source: RefSeq, a predicted model, not a curated record